Molecule: messenger RNA, 2484 nt
Organism: Archocentrus centrarchus (flier cichlid)
Lineage: Eukaryota; Metazoa; Chordata; Actinopteri; Cichliformes; Cichlidae
Gene: ascc1
Product: activating signal cointegrator 1 complex subunit 1
Exons: 10
Coding region: 588-1652 (354 amino acids)
Biological process (GO): DNA alkylation repair; regulation of DNA-templated transcription
Cellular component (GO): nucleus
Molecular function (GO): RNA binding
Source: RefSeq, a predicted model, not a curated record
ACUGUUUUCCUAGAUUUAAUUGGACAACAUUGCUAGCAAGAAAGCUAACUACUCUGCGUACACUAAUGUAGACAGCAACCACCUAACAUAAAUAUUAAUAGAUACAGUAUGGUAAUAAGUCUCUAUUUUCAUUUAAAAGUACAACUUACCGCCGAUCUCACAGUAUAUACAACAACUUAAAAGCGACACAGUUUUUUGUUAUUUUUCAGAUGUCUAACCAGUAGUUUACGACAGAGACCGCAUUUUACGUUCGUAGCGACAGCGUUGUGGUAUCGCAGAUUAUACAAUCAUCUGGAUGGCUCACCUAGUUCCUCUGUCGCCUAAUGGUCUUUCAGUUACUUUUGUAGAUCUACUAAAACAAAUUUCGACACAUUAACGUCACUAACCAGGACGUGUGUUACAACUAGCUAGCUAAAUAAGUUUCGAAAGACAAACUUAGUUAUUUUAUACUAAUCUUUUUGCUUAGCUGGCCCACUAGUAUAUUACCUAUUAGCAAUUUUGUUGCCAAAGUGACGUCAGCGUCGCCUGAACCGUCGUUUCUGUUGUUAGAUUUGCAUAGGUUUGCUAACGCUAGCCAGUGUACCAGAAUGGAUGUCUUACGUCCACCUCUUAUAAAUAUAAAUGGAAGAAUAUACCGUAGGAAUAUAAUUAAGGAAGAGCAUUAUGAAGAAGAGGAAGAGUUUCCUUUCAUGGGACCAUCAGAGAGUGAAGAGCUUGCAGAAGAUGAAACCUGUGAUGCCCACGUCAUUGAACAGACUGAUAAAGGAUACCGCUGUGCCAUUGAUGUCCCAAGUGUUCUUUACAAAUAUAUCAUUGGGAAAAAAGGAGAAACGCGUAGACGUCUGGAGUCUGACACGAAGACAUCUAUCAGCAUCCCAAAACCAGGAGUGGAAGGGCAGAUUGUCAUUACAGGUUCCAGCAAAGCUGCAGUUUCAUCUGCUGUCACUCGAGUCGAGGUGCUUGUUGAGAGCUUUCGGAAGAAGCAGCCCUUUACGCACUUUUUGUCAUUCCCUCUAAAUGAUUCCAAAAUUCAAGAGGGAUUCCUGAGAUUUAAAGACAAGGUGCUGGAGCAGUGUUCACAGGAUCAUGGAGUAGAGGAAAGCAUCUUUCAGAACCCUGCAAAGCUUCACCUGACAGUUGGCACCCUGGCUCUAUUAAAUGAAGUGGAAGUGAGAAGAGCAUGUGAACAUCUCCAGGAGUGUCAAAACUUCAUCAGAGACAUCACUGAAGGAAAACCUCUGCUACUAGAGGUGACAGGCAUAGAGUACAUGAAUGAUGACCCAGCCAUGGUGGAUGUUUUGUAUGCCAAGGUCAAUGUGAAAGAUGCAUCUGACAAGUUGCAGGUGAUUGCAGACAGACUGGUAGAGCAUUUUGUCUCUGCUGGGCUGAUGGUCAGAGAGUGGGACAGAGUGAAGCUACAUGGCACUGUGAUGAACACUCUGUUCAGAAAGGACUCCACAGUGGAAGAUACGUGCGCUGGAGGAAGACAAACCGUCAGUGAAAGAGAGGCUUUUGAUGCCAGAAACAUACUAAAGAAAUUUGGUGCUCAUUGUUUUGGAGAGUUUGAGCUGAAUACUGUCCAGCUGUCCCAGAGGUAUUCAACAGACUGCACUGGAUACUACAGCUCUGCAGGGAGCAUCAACUUCUCUUGAUCUCAUGCACAGCUGAGCAAAUACUGAGGUCUUUGAUGAACACGGCAGCAGGAUGGAAAAUGUUUGGAGAUGCUCGCUGAUGAAGACGUUCUUGGCUGACAGUUGGGCAUGGACAUAAAUAGAUUUGGAGGAAAACACUGCAGCCUCUUUCCUGAAUCAUUUGCUGAAAUCAGCUGUAAAAUUGGAAUUUGGGUUGUUUGAUUCCUGACAAAUAAAAACCGCCCGCUCCUGGCAGGCAGUUUGAUUUGUCAGGAAUAAACAAAUGUGUAAUGCAUCCACCCAUGGCCUGUUGAAAUUAAUUGUUGUGUACUAGGAAUUCCUGAAGUGAUCUUUGUGGAGUUGUUACAUCACUUACAACCAAUGUACAGCUGUGAUAAGGAGCAAAGCUCCUGCUGACCUUUAUGAGCUGUUUGUGAAACAGAAAAGGGACGUGUUGUUUACAUUUGUAGAUGGCAAAUAUUUAACAGAUAAGAAAGCCUUCAGAUUUUUGCUGCAUGCAGUCUUGCCUGAUAUUCAAAUGAAGCUUCCCAUCCCCCUGUUCCUUUUGUGUAAACUGAUUACACUUGGUGAAGGAUUGAUGUGUUUUAUCUGCCUAGAGAGGAACAGGAGAAACUGAUGGCAUCAGUUAAUCCCUUUACAAUUAAAGGCACUCUUCCACAGCGUAACCUCUUGAUAUGUAGAAGAAGCUGUUAAACAAGUUGCAUGGAGCUGCUUUUAUGUUUAAGAUGCAAGAGGCUGUAUAUCAUGCUUUUUGAUACAUGUGAGAUUACAAGUUUUGGUUAAAUGAACAUGAAUAUUACCAUGUGACACACAUUAAAAGCAUCGGAGUCUA